Molecule: messenger RNA, 4513 nt
Organism: Hippopotamus amphibius kiboko
Lineage: Eukaryota; Metazoa; Chordata; Mammalia; Artiodactyla; Hippopotamidae
Gene: ADGRL3
Product: adhesion G protein-coupled receptor L3
Exons: 22
Coding region: 19-4440 (1473 amino acids)
Biological process (GO): adenylate cyclase-activating G protein-coupled receptor signaling pathway; cell surface receptor signaling pathway; synapse assembly
Cellular component (GO): membrane; axon; glutamatergic synapse
Molecular function (GO): carbohydrate binding; G protein-coupled receptor activity
Source: RefSeq, a predicted model, not a curated record
AGCCGUGCCCCAAUUCCGAUGGCUGUGGUCCGCAGAGAGCUCUCCUGUGAGAGCUACCCCAUAGAGCUCCGCUGUCCAGGAACAGAUGUCAUCAUGAUUGAAAGUGCCAACUAUGGGAGGACUGAUGACAAGAUUUGUGACUCUGACCCUGCUCAGAUGGAGAAUAUACGAUGCUAUCUGCCUGAUGCCUAUAAGAUUAUGUCUCAAAGGUGCAAUAACAGAACCCAGUGUGCAGUGGUGGCAGGUCCUGAUGUUUUUCCAGACCCGUGUCCGGGAACCUAUAAAUACCUUGAAGUGCAGUAUGAAUGUGUCCCUUACAUUUUUCUUUGUCCUGGACUACUAAAAGGAGUGUACCAGAGUGAACAUUUGUUUGAGUCCGACCACCAAUCUGGGGCAUGGUGCAAAGACCCUCUGCAGGCUUCUGACAAGAUUUAUUAUAUGCCCUGGACACCCUACAGAACUGAUACCCUGACUGAGUACUCAUCCAAGGAUGACUUCAUUGCUGGAAGGCCAACUACCACCUACAAGCUCCCUCACAGGGUGGAUGGCACAGGAUUUGUAGUGUAUGAUGGAGCUUUGUUCUUCAAUAAAGAACGCACCAGGAACAUAGUAAAGUUUGAUUUGCGGACUAGGAUAAAGAGUGGAGAGGCUAUCAUAGCAAAUGCCAAUUACCAUGAUACCUCUCCUUACCGUUGGGGAGGCAAAUCUGACAUAGACCUGGCAGUGGAUGAGAAUGGGCUAUGGGUAAUCUACGCAACAGAGCAAAACAAUGGUAAAAUUGUCAUUAGUCAAUUGAAUCCUUACACCCUACGGAUUGAAGGGACUUGGGACACUGCAUAUGAUAAAAGGUCAGCUUCCAACGCAUUUAUGAUAUGUGGGAUUCUGUAUGUGGUCAAAUCUGUAUAUGAAGAUGAUGACAAUGAGGCCACAGGGAAUAAGAUUGACUACAUUUACAACACCGACCAAAGUAAGGAUAGUUUGGUGGAUGUACCCUUUCCCAAUUCAUACCAGUACAUAGCAGCUGUGGAUUACAAUCCCAGGGACAACCUUCUUUACGUCUGGAAUAACUAUCAUGUCGUGAAAUAUUCUUUGGAUUUUGGACCUCUGGAUAGUAGAUCAGGACAGGCACAUCAUGGACAGGUAUCAUACAUCUCCCCACCAAUUCACCUUGACUCUGAGCUAGAAAGACCCCCUGUUAGAGGACCUCUUGGCAUGGGAAGCACCACCACCAGUACCACUGUUCGGACCACAACUUGGAGCCCAGGCAGGAGCACCACCCCAUCGGUGUCAGGAAGAAGAAACCGGAGUACCAGCACCCCAUCUCCAGCCGUCGAGGUACUUGAUGACAUUACCACACACCUUCCAUCAGCAUCAUCCCAAAUCCCAGCUCUGGAAGAGAGCUGUGAGGCUGUGGAAGCUCGAGAAAUCAUGUGGUUUAAGACCCGUCAAGGACAGAUGGCAAAGCAGCCGUGCCCCGCAGGAACUAUAGGAGUAUCAACUUAUCUGUGCCUGGCUCCUGAUGGAAUCUGGGAUCCCCAAGGACCAGAUCUUAGCAACUGUUCUUCUCCUUGGGUCAACCAUAUAACACAGAAGUUGAAAUCUGGAGAGACAGCUGCCAACAUUGCUAGAGAGCUGGCUGAACAGACAAGAAAUCAUUUGAAUGCUGGAGAUAUCACUUAUUCAGUCCGGGCCAUGGAUCAGCUGGUUGGCCUCCUGGAUGUACAGCUCCGGAACUUGACCCCAGGUGGAAAAGAUAGUGCUGCACGAAGUUUGAACAAGCUUCAGAAAAGAGAGCGCUCUUGCAGAGCCUAUGUCCAGGCAAUGGUCGAGACAGUUAACAACCUUCUCCAGCCACAAGCCUUGAAUGCCUGGAGAGACCUGACUACAAGUGAUCAACUACGUGCAGCCACCAUGUUGCUUGACACUGUGGAGGAAAGUGCUUUUGUGCUGGCUGAUAACCUUUUGAAGACUGACAUCGUCAGGGAGAACACAGACAAUAUUCAAUUGGAAGUUGCAAGGCUGAGCACAGAAGGAAACUUAGAAGACUUAAAGUUUCCAGAAAACAUGGGUCAUGGAAGCACUAUCCAGCUUUCUGCAAAUACUCUAAAACAAAAUGGCCGAAAUGGAGAGAUCCGAGUGGCUUUUGUCCUGUAUAACAACUUGGGUCCUUAUUUGUCCACGGAGAAUGCCAGCAUGAAGUUGGGAACAGAGGCUAUGUCCACCAAUCAUUCUGUUAUCGUCAAUUCCCCAGUUAUUACGGCAGCAAUAAACAAAGAGUUCAGUAAUAAGGUCUAUUUGGCUGAUCCUGUGGUAUUCACUGUUAAACACAUCAAGCAGUCUGAGGAAAACUUCAAUCCUAACUGUUCAUUUUGGAGCUAUUCCAAGCGCACGAUGACAGGUUAUUGGUCAACCCAAGGCUGUCGGCUCCUGACCACAAAUAAGACACAUACUACAUGCUCUUGUAACCACCUAACCAAUUUUGCAGUACUGAUGGCACAUGUGGAAGUUAAGCACAGUGACGCGGUCCAUGACCUUCUUCUGGAUGUGAUCACAUGGGUUGGAAUUUUGCUGUCCCUUGUUUGUCUCCUGAUUUGCAUCUUCACAUUUUGCUUUUUCCGUGGGCUCCAGAGUGACCGUAACACCAUCCAUAAGAACCUCUGCAUCAGCCUUUUCGUAGCAGAACUGCUCUUCUUAAUUGGGAUCAACCGAACAGAUCAACCAAUUGCCUGUGCAGUUUUUGCUGCCCUCUUACAUUUCUUCUUCUUGGCUGCCUUCACCUGGAUGUUCCUGGAGGGAGUGCAGCUCUAUAUCAUGCUGGUGGAGGUUUUUGAGAGUGAACAUUCACGAAGGAAAUACUUUUACCUGGUCGGCUACGGGAUGCCUGCACUUAUUGUGGCUGUGUCAGCUGCAGUAGACUACAGGAGUUAUGGAACAGAUAAAGUAUGUUGGCUCCGACUUGACACCUACUUCAUUUGGAGUUUUAUAGGACCAGCGACCUUGAUAAUUAUGCUUAAUGUAAUCUUCCUUGGGAUUGCUUUAUAUAAAAUGUUUCAUCACACUGCCAUUCUGAAACCUGAAUCGGGCUGUCUUGAUAAUAUCAAGUCAUGGGUUAUAGGUGCAAUAGCUCUUCUCUGCCUAUUAGGAUUGACCUGGGCCUUUGGACUUAUGUAUAUUAAUGAAAGCACAGUCAUCAUGGCGUAUCUCUUCACCAUUUUCAAUUCUCUACAGGGAAUGUUUAUAUUCAUUUUCCAUUGUGUCCUACAAAAGAAGGUACGAAAAGAGUAUGGGAAAUGCCUGCGAACGCAUUGCUGUAGUGGCAAAAGUACAGAGAGUUCCAUCGGCUCAGGGAAAACAUCUGGUUCUCGAACUCCUGGGCGCUACUCCACAGGCUCACAGAGCCGAAUUCGUAGAAUGUGGAAUGACACAGUCCGAAAGCAGUCAGAGUCCUCCUUCAUUACUGGAGAUAUAAACAGUUCAGCAUCACUUAACAGAGGAGCCAUGGCUAAUCAUCUUAUAAGCAAUGCUCUGCUUCGUCCGCAUGGUACUAACAAUCCCUAUAAUACAUUGCUUGGGGAACCGGCGGUCUGUAACAACCCUUCUGUCAGCAUGUACAACGCACAAGAGCCCUACAGAGAGACAAAGGGGCUUCUGAACAAUGCCAGGGAUACAAGUGUCAUGGAUACUCUACCACUGAAUGGUAACCAUGGCAAUAGUUACAGCAUUGCCAGUGGUGAAUACCUGAGCAACUGUGUGCAAAUUAUAGACCGUGGCUAUAACCAUAACGAGACCGCCCUAGAGAAAAAGAUUCUGAAGGAACUCACUUCCAACUAUAUUCCAUCUUAUCUGAAUAACCACGAGCGUUCCAGCGAACAGAACAGGAAUCUGAUGAACAAGCUGGUGAAUAACCUGGGCAGUGGGAGUGAAGAUGAUGCCAUUGUCCUGGAUGAUGCCACCUCCUUCAACCAUGAGGAGAGUCUGGGCCUGGAACUUAUUCAUGAGGAAUCUGAUGCUCCUUUGUUGCCCCCAAGAGUUUACUCAACAGAGAACCACCAGCCACACCAUUACACCAGAAGGCGGAUCCCCCAAGACCACAGUGAGAGCUUUUUCCCUUUGCUAACCAACGAGCACACAGAAGAUCUCCAGUCACCCCAUAGGGACUCUCUCUACACCAGCAUGCCGGCACUGGCUGGUGUGCCCGCCGCAGAGAGUGUUACCACCAGCACCCAGACCGAACCCCCACCGGCCAAAUGUGGUGAUGCCGAAGAUGUUUACUACAAAAGCAUGCCAAACCUAGGCUCCAGAAACCACGUCCAUCAGCUGCACACCUACUACCAGCUAGGUCGCGGUAGCAGUGAUGGAUUUAUAGUUCCUCCAAACAAAGAUGGGACCCCUCCGGAGGGAAGUUCAAAAGGACCUGCUCAUUUGGUCACUAGCCUAUAGAAGAUGACAGAAAUUUAAGCCAACAAAACUGCUAACACCUGGUUGACUGUUCUGAGUUGAUAUAAGCAGUGGU